AUGAGUUCUCUCAAGAGAGCAGCCAGCCACGCCAUUGAAGACUUCGCAACCGUGAUUCGCCACUGUGCCAAAUCCAAGGACUUGGCAAAGGGUCGCUGGAUACACAACCAGAUCAUUUCAGAUCAAAAGGAAUACAGAGAGAAUGUCUUCCUGCCCAAUUUUCUCGUCCAGAUGUAUGGCAAAUGCAGUAGCCCAAAUGAUGCCAAGCGAGUGUUUGACGCCAUCGACGCCAAGAACGUUUUCUCGUGGGCUGUUAUGAUCACUGCAUAUACCCAAAACGGGUAUCUGCAAGAUGCUAAGCUUAUCUUUGACGAGAUGCCCCAUGGAAUACAAUGCUUGGAGCACUCGGAGGGUAUCUUAGCCUCUCCAGGAUUCUUUCGAAAGGUGCCCCAGCAUGACACUAUAUCAGCUACUGCAAUGGUUCCGGCAUUUGCUGCGAGGGGCAAUGACAGAGAGGCGUGUGCCUUGUUCGAGAAUAUGCCAGAGAGGAACGUCUUCUCAUGGACGGCAUUGCUCCAGGGAUAUGCCGAGAAUCGUCUUCUAGACAAGGCAAAAAGCUACUUUGACAAGAUGCCAGCAUGGAAUCUUGUGUCGUGGACUGUGCUCGUCAUUUCAUAUGCUCAAUGCGAGCGGCUUGAAAUUGCACAAGACUUGUUUGUUGAGAUGCCCGAACGGAGCAUAGUGACUUGGAAUGCCUUGUUGGCAGCGAUCGGGCACGCCUAG
This is a messenger RNA of Selaginella moellendorffii, 723 nucleotides long. RefSeq names its product pentatricopeptide repeat-containing protein At4g02750-like. Gene Ontology annotation, molecular function: protein binding; RNA binding. The record is from RefSeq and is a predicted model, not a curated record. Gene Ontology annotation, biological process: RNA modification. The coding region runs from base 1 to 723 and encodes 240 amino acids. The transcript is spliced from 2 exons. NCBI's taxonomy places the organism in Eukaryota, Viridiplantae, Streptophyta, Lycopodiopsida, Selaginellales, Selaginellaceae.